CACAGGAGACGAGGGGAUAAGACAGAAAAGGCAAACUCCAGCGAGGAAAGAAAUGGGCCCGAAGAGAAAACUGGAUGACCUGGCCCAGCCAUCCAGCGCGGGAAGCAGCGGAGACCACGGCGGCGGCGAAGGCGAUGAUCGACCGACGAAGGCGCCACGGCUCUCGCCGUCGCCGCCACCGCCGCCUGCGCAGUCGCCCUCACCGCCCCCGCUUCAGCCGCCAGGGUCCCCGCCGCCUCCCGCCGACAAGGAUCCGGUGGAGCUGGAAGAAGGGGAGCUAGAAGAUGAUGCAGAUUCACGGGAGGAGGAAGAGGAUGAUCAGGAUUCGGAUGAGGAGCUCGGAGGAUCACUUCCUGAACUUGCACUCAGCACACAAGAUUAUCUUUCACUGCGAGAAACCUCGAGCCAGUUGCUGGAUGGCCACAGAACGUACCUCAAACCACAAAAGGACUGCCGUGUCCUCAUUGGUGGUUUCCGGUGUCCAGAUGCUCUCCCGACAGCAUUACGAAGUGAGGAACAACUCUCAGAAUUGGUUCGUGAAUGUCCAGAUAACUCCAUCAUCCAGGAAAAGAUGAAGAUUCUCAGUAAGCAUUAUGUGCUCUUCCGAAGAACUCGCCAAGAUGGCAGCUGCUUUUACAGAGCUUUUCUGUCUUCCUACAUGGAGAUCCUUCGACAAAUGCAAGAUAAACAAGCUGAGGUUACUCGUCUUAUGGAAUGUUUCGAAAUGUAUACAGAUAGAUUCUCUCGUCUUAAGUGGGACGAAGCAUACUUCUUAAAUCCUGAAAAAUACUUCUCAAGUGUUGUUUCUGAGCUCAAUGAGGUUCUCAACGUCAUUGCAGCAGGUUGUACUUCUGAAUGGCUGUACCAGAGAAGCCUGCAGGAGUCCUUUUCAGGCAGGAUUAUAUCUUUCCUUAGGUUGCUUACUGAGACUGAAAUCCGGACAGAAGAGUUCUACAAGCAAUCUAUCCCCAAAAAUGUGAAUGUCCUCCAGUUCUGUUGGAAAACGGUCCGAUCGCUGGAUGCUGAAGCUACCACUACACAAAUGAGGGCUUUGACAUACACGCUCGGCAUACCGUUGCGUGUCGAAGUCGUGGAUAAGAGCUCGACGGGUCAAGUUGUGUUAGUGAAGCGCCUCGAUUUCUUUCAUCAGUCAGACUUGAACAAGGGCCCUCUCCAUUUGACUCGGAGCUACCUUUCCUCGAGCACAGCUCCUAAACUGCUGGAGGAGGGAAGCAACGACGCCGACUUGUUAUCAUCUGAUGGCGCACCCUUGCUGACCUUGUUGUGUAGGCGUGGUCACUGUGACAUUCUUUACCGCAAGUGAACAAACUUUGCGAGUUCGCUUCGUUGACAAAAACUUCCUCCGGGAUGAUUACAGGGAAGCCUACCGACAAUCUUGUAUAGUGUGUGUGCGUGCGCCCGUUUGUGGGUCUGCUCCCAAACAACCUGUGACUCCUCUGCUCCUUGGUUUUCUCAUUCUUGCUGAUGCUGUUGUUAGUUACUCCUGUAUUUGAAAGGAAGCUACAGGAUGGAAGAUGUGAUAGGAACAUAUGAAGAAUUAUUGGGAUACUGUUGUUUGCAAGUUUUGCCACAUCA
This is a messenger RNA of Triticum aestivum (bread wheat), 1596 nucleotides long. RefSeq names its product OVARIAN TUMOR DOMAIN-containing deubiquitinating enzyme 1. Gene Ontology annotation, cellular component: nucleus. Gene Ontology annotation, biological process: protein K48-linked deubiquitination. NCBI's taxonomy places the organism in Eukaryota, Viridiplantae, Streptophyta, Magnoliopsida, Poales, Poaceae. The transcript is spliced from 10 exons. Bases 53 to 1324 code for a protein of 423 amino acids. The record is from RefSeq and is a predicted model, not a curated record. Gene Ontology annotation, molecular function: cysteine-type deubiquitinase activity; ubiquitin binding.